Molecule: messenger RNA, 491 nt
Organism: Panicum hallii
Lineage: Eukaryota; Viridiplantae; Streptophyta; Magnoliopsida; Poales; Poaceae
Exons: 3
Coding region: 31-294 (87 amino acids)
Source: RefSeq, a predicted model, not a curated record
CUGUGGUUCACAGCGCUGCUCAAAGCAACAAUGCCUAAACUCAGGUCGAUUUUCACCGUUCUCAUUUUGAUGCUGCUACUAUUAGUCAGUGUAUCUUCAGGACAAACUGCAACAAUAGAAGGCAACCAUGAAGAUACUUUGGAAGUGGCAGAGUUCGCCUCUCUUCAGUCUUCACCCUCCCGAAUUCAGAGACACGGAAGGAGGGUUCUGACGGACAUUCAGGAUUACGACUAUGGUGGAUCCAACCCCAAACACGAUCCACGCAGGAAGCCAGGGAAUGGGCACUCCCGGUGAGCCAUGACGCUGCAGCCCGGUACUGAGUUACUGUAACGCAGUAGAAGCAGAAUGAUUUGAUCCUUUGCUUGCACCUUUGCGCCUUAUAAGUCGGUCACUUCCACACGAACUUCAGACCAGCCGUUCUGAAUCGUGCUUGCAUGCAUGCAUUCAGGUGUGUGCUGAUUCAGGCACUUGUUAUAGAAAGCUAAGGCUGC